UUUUCAGGUUCGAUUUAUGAAAUGUCUAAAACUUUUGUGGAAUGACACAAUUAAUUUUAUUUUGCUAUUUUUGAAGUUGUAGGAUUUUGAGUCUUCAAACUUUAUUUUUCAUAUCGAUUCUCACGGAUACGAGCGUUAUCCAUGCGUUUUUGAGUUAAUAAGAAAAAUCUUCACAAGAUUGCUACGGAACUCGAGUUGUAUAAGACAUUCUAUCGCAUCUUACUGGCAAAAAAGAAACUAUGAUCUUCACAAGGAAAAUCAUUUGAAUAAAACUCAUUUUUGGAGUGCAAUAAAAGUUUUUAUUAUCAGAUGGUUAUAAUGUCAACAUGAGUGUAGUAGUGCAACUACAGCUUGGCCAUACAGCCAUAGAAAAAGACAGGCCCACUAAAGAAGGUUACACACAUGAUUGGAAAGUUUUUGUCCGUGGACCUAAUGACUGUGCAAUUGAAUAUUUUAUUGAAAAAGUGGUUUUCCACUUGCAUGAUAGUUUCCCUAAGCCUAAGAGAGUUAAAAAAGAACCACCUUUCCAAGUUAGUGAAUCUGGCUAUGCUGGAUUUACUAUGCCCAUAGAUGUAUAUUUUAGAACUAAAGAGGAACCUAAAAAAGUGAGCUAUAUCUAUGACCUGUAUCUUAGAGUUGGGGAAAAAGUUAGCAAUAUUAGACUGGAAAAGCUUACCUUUCAGAAUCCUGUUGAAGAAUUCAGAAAGAAGCUUCUGCUAGGUGGUGGACAAGAGAGCUUGGGCAGUGCGGGGAACAGCGGGAGCAGCUCUUUGCAAUCACAGCCCUGUGCAUCUAACUCGCAGAAUGCAGAUGAUCAUUCCAGACAGACAAGUGUUGCUGCUAAGAAACCCAAAACUUUUUUCCCGAGCAAAGAGCAGAAACCUCCAACAGCUAGGCCAGCCUCUCCAGUUCCCACAGUUCCACCUCCACCUGCACCUAAAACUAGUCACCCCUUCACAGAAAUUUUUGGAGAUCCAAUAAUUGCCAAAAGGUCACCUGACGGGGCAUCCACCUCUAAAUCCAAGACAAGCAGUUCAUCUAGUCACUCCAAAAGUAAGAUUCCUCCUGCAAAUACAUCUUCUUCAUCUGUGAAUAAAGAAUCAAAGUCAUCUAAAGAUUCUCAUCAUUCUUCUAAAGAAGGUUCAUCUGCUAAAGAGUCCCAUCAUAAAUCCAAAGAAUCAUCUUCCAAGGAAAGCCACCAUAAAAAUAGAGAAGGAUCACAUGCUAGCAAGGACUCCUUUUCUAGCAAAGAUAUUCAUCGUUCCAACAAAGAAGCUCAAAGUGUAUCUAAGGAUUCAUCUUCUAAGCAAUCCCAUCAUCAGUCAAAGAGUGGUCAUCAUUCCUCAAAAGAAAAAAGCCACCAUAAAUCCAAAUCCUCCCAUCAUGCACCGAAAGAGCAGCAACAUAUUCAAAUUAAAACAGAGCCCGUGAGUGAAGACAAUCAUCAUCCAUUGAAAGGGCAUGUAAAAGGACCAAAGAAGUCCAAGGAAUCCCACAAAGAUUCAGCCCGUGUUCCGAAAGAGAGUUCUCAUAGUACACCAAAGGAACAUCAUCCACCCAAGGAAGUUCCAAAGCCCCCAAAAGAACCUAUUAAAGAACAUUCCCACAUUCCUCCUGAAAUUAAGAAUUCUCAUAACGUGCCAAAAGAACCCCACAGCACUCCCAAAGAAAGUGGUCACUCUGAAUCUAAAGUCACGAAGCAUCCCAAGCCCGAGAAGACCGCCAAAACGGUCAAAAGGAAUCUAGAUCCUCCUAGUGAGCAUGAGUUAUUUGAAAAGAAGAAGAAAAAGAAGGUUGAUUCCUCUGUUCCAGCAGAGAACCGGGACCAUUCCAAGGUCUUAUCUUCUAAACCCAAGAUUAAGAGCAGCAAAGAGAAAACUCCCGAACUCAAGCUCGAACCACCAGCUCCAAUUAGAAAGGAUAAAGAAAGGCCAAAACAUAGCAGUGCUCCACCAAAAGUUGAAACAAAGGAACCUCCUAAGCCCCCUUCUCCUAAAAAACAUGUUACAUCUUCGUCAUCCAGUGAUUCAGAUUCAGAUGCUGAAUCAAAGAAGAGCUCAAUACGGGCACAGUAUAGCAGUCCGCCAUCUAGUAUCUCGGAAACAUCUUUGGAUGGCAGCCAUCCUUACCCAAUGAAUUCUACCAAGGAGCCUUAUGCUUUGUCAAGUGACUCUGAGCUAUCAUUCUCUCCACCAAAUUCACCUAAACGUAAAUCAAGUAGUGAAUCCCCUGAAAAUCAUCCCAAACGUCGCAUCAGCAGUAGCAGCAGUAAUUCUCCAUCCCCUCCUCCACAAAAUAGACGCCGAUUAAUGAGUGAAUCUCCAUCACCAGAACAUCAGAGGAGCAAAUCCAGUGAUUCUCAGUCUAGUAAAUCUAGCAAAUCUCCAAGUCCUGAUAGUAGCCCAAGUUCACAGAGCAGUAAUAAACAGAGCUCAGAUUCAGAACCAGCAUCUGAUUCGGAUUCGGACCGAGAGCCUGAACCAAGAAUCGAAGUGAAGGUCAAAGAAAAACAUCAUGAGCAUAAAUCUUCAAAACAUAAAUCAGAAAAGCAUCGAUCAUUUUCUAACCACCAAUCAUUUUCCAACCACCAACCAAAUCAUCAUCACCAUCAUCAUCAUAAUAGAAUUUUGAAUAACAAUAUUAAAAAUGCGCCACAUCGUAAUAUUGGUGAUGAAAGAAAUUCUAAUGAAGAAAAUAUUCCAUUGAAUAAUCAUAAUAAUAAUAGAAUGGUUUCACACCCAGAUUUUGACAAACUUUUCCGUAUACAGGAAAAAAUUAACUCGUGUGGAGACAGAAAUAAUUUACAGAAGGUUGUUGACCUGAUAGGCAGUACAAGGAGCGAAUAUGAAUUAUCUGAAUUGACUUUCGAUUUUGACCUUCUUCGAAUGCAUCCUAGUGUUGUGGAUAAACUUGAAAGGCUGGUGGAUGCUUGGUCAUGAUAUUAGUUCUUUUUUCGAAUUAUUGUUAUGUUCUAUUUGUUUGAAAGAAUAGAUUAUGUUUAUGCAUAAUAAGUGCAAUGGGAGGGCCUUUAUUGUUAAUUUCUUAUAUAUUUCUUAAAAGCGUGCAGGUGCUAUGAAAGAAUAUGUUUAUUUGAUGUUAUUCUUUACUUAAAAUUUGGAAUGCAUUGAGCAUUUUUUUCAUUAGUCAAAUGAUUCAUUUUGCAUGAAGAAAAUUGAACUUAUUAUCAUUAUUAAGCCAUUUCUGGCAUUCUUUUCUUAUUUGAGUAUUGAUAAGAAUAUUAGAUAUUUUCUUUUCUGUUGCAUAUUAUUGGGAACAUAUAUUUAUUACAAAAAAAAUGUUUAAUAAAGGAAAUAUUCUUUAAUGUUUAAAAUUUAAAAUAUGCAAUAAUUUUUACCAAUAGGGGUACUAUUGUUGUAUUAUAUUACAAUCUAUUAAGUUUUAGUUUGUGAGACGCAAUGAUGAAGAUAAAACUUCACUGUCACAAAAAAAUAUCAAAAAUGAAAAUGUGAUUUCUUUAUUAAAUGAAAUCAGCCAUAAGAAUGAUGCAAGAUGUUUAAUAUUUUAAAAAUAUGCAUUUAAGUCUUGUUUGUUACAUUAAAUUUUGAUACUGUGCUGAAGAAAAGGUAUAAUUUUCAAUGGAGUGAGAUAUUUUACAUUAGCUUUUGAUAUUCAUGUUGAUUAAAUAUUCUUCAAAGUUAAGUAAAAAAUAAAUAGAAGUUUUUCAUAAUUAGCUUUGAAUAAUUUUCAUGGUAUUUAAGGAUUCAACCGAAACAGGUUUUUAACUUGCUAUUUUCGUGCCUUAUGAAUUUGCAAAAUUGUUAAAAUUUGGACUGGAAUCUGAAAAGAGGGAAUAAUGAAUAAUUAACAUUGUAAUGGUAAAAAGAUAUGUUUGAAAAUAAAAUUAAUAUCAUUAAAAUGCAAAUUUGUUUGGAUUCCUUAUUUUAUAUUUGUCCAUUAAUGUGUUAAAAAAAAAUCUGCAAAACUUUUUUUUCUUUUUCAGAAAAUAUAAAAGAUAUUUGAUAAUCAUAUUUUUGUUUCAUCUUGUUCAUGGUUAUUAUCUAAAUUUCAUAUCAGUUUACAAACUGGUAUAUGGUAAAUAAUCAUGGCAAUAUAAAUAUCUGUUUUAUAAAAGAUAUUCAAAAUAAAAAUUUCAUUUACUGCAUAAUAUACAUACUAUUGUUAAAUUUUCAUUUAUCUUGCAUAUUAAUAAAAAUAUUAAAAUAAUGUUUCAGUUUCUUUAAGCUUUGUUUCUCUGUAAUAGUAAAUAGAAAGUCAUUUGCAGUUCUAUUAUAUUUGCAGGAUAGUUGUUUUUUUAAAUAGAUUCAACAAGAUUUUUUUUUUAUUUUAUUAACUUUAAUUGUUUGAAUAUUGGUUAAAAAUAUGUAAAGUCUUUUGUUUAAAAAUUGGAUUAAAAAAAAUUCAUUAUAUUUAAAAUCUGUUUCCGGCAGAGGUUUUCGUAAUAGAAUAUGUUGAGGCUUUAAAACUUGGAAUUCGUGAUGCAAUUGUAUGGAGUGUUACAUUUAUUCGGGCACUUACAAAAUCAUUGUGAGCUUAUCACAAAUUCAUCAUAUUUUCCAGCAAUUUCUAGUUUUCCAGUAUUUGCUUGAACGGAAAUGAUAAAUCAGCUAAUGAAAAAUAUUUUGUUUAUUAAUGAACUAUUUAAGUAAUUAUCUCUUUGUAACUUAUUUUAUUAUAAAGCUCGAUUUUAAUUUUAUUUUACUUGAACAUCCUAAAGUACUAAUUUUUAUAAAAAUAAACUCAUGUACCAUUGUGAUGCCUUAAUUCUUUCUAUACUAGUUGUUGCUUUUUGAUGAUAUACUUUUCUUAAUGAUACCUACUUAGCUUAACUGCAAUUCUUUACUAUAACUGGAAUUUCAUACUCAAUAAUGUAAUUGCUGGAUUUUUCAGAUUUCAAAAUUGUGUAACUCUUUUUCAUAACAAUAUCUUUAAAACAAGUAAGGUCUUCAUAUCAAAAAUUUUAUGAAUUUACCUAAAAAGAAUUAAAGCAUUAAUUAAUGAAUUAUAAAGAGUUUUGAUUUAAUAUUUUAAUUUCAGUUAAAUUUUAUAAAACCUUGUAAAUCAAAGUAAUUUUUUUAAAUUCUUAAUAUGAUAAUGAAAUAUGAGAUUCUGUUAAAUUUGACUAUUCCAUUCAGAGUAGUCACUCAGUAGUUUUAGAAUACAGGAUAUAGAACAUGUAAACAAAUUUAUUUUGUGUGCUUUUCUGGAUACCUGUUUUUUGAACUCAUUUUUUUAAAUUUCAAGUUUAUAUAUUAGCCAUUUUAUAUAGUUGCCAUAGUAACAAAUGGUAUUUUUAAAAUGAAAAUUGCUGUAUUCCUUUUGGGCAUGCUUACAUAUAAAUUAUGUUACCUUUGUUCUGACUGAAAAUGCUGUAAUUUCCAAUGGUUUCAGGUUGGCUGAAAUUUGUGUUAAAAUUUAUUUAUUGUUAUUAAUCUGUAAGUUUGUAGUACUAAUGUAAAAAAAAGCUUUUGGCAAAUUAUAAUUUUUUUUCUUAAAAUUGGUAAACUAAAUAUUUUAAUUUGCAACUUUAAUAUCCUACAUGUGGGUAUAAAAAUUGAACUCAUUGUGCUGCAAGAUCAGUGCCAUUCUUUUAUCAUGUUUUAUUUUGAUUGUCAUUUUUUUCAUCGCAUGUAUUAAUUUGGGAUUUCCAUUGUGCAUCUAAAAUUAUAUUUGUCUGUUAGAUUUCUAGAAACUUUAUUUUGAAUCAUUUUGUUUAUCAUUUUUGUAUAUUUGUUUUAUCAAUUUUUUUUUCAUUUGUUAUUAAAUAGCUGCUAGGUUAUCAUUCGGUUUAUUUAUUGGUUCUACUUCAACAACUUUAUUUGUUUUUUCCUUAGAUACUUAUAUUUGUAAAUUCAAAUUAUUUCUGCGUGAUUUUUUAGCUGGAUGUCUGCCUCCAAUUCUAAAAAUGAUUCAAAUGAAUAUAGUGUUAUAAGUACUAAAAUAGAAAAUAUCUGACUUAUGAGGAAAUUUUAUAUGAAAUUCAUUUAUUAAUUAUGUACAAGUGCAUUAAAAUCGAUACAGUUGAAUUAUUUAUGUCAAAAUUGAGAGAAGAUCUGCAAAUGCAUAUGCAUUCUAUUUUCUGUUGAGAUAAAAGGUUGAAUUUCGUAAUGUUUAAUUAAUGACAAUUCAACUUGACUGCUUCAUACAAGAGUUACAAUUAAACAUAGCACUAAUGAAUGACAUCAACUUCUUUCUAUUCUUUGAUGCUCUCUUGAUAGUUUCAUGAAAUUUAAUUAUCAAGUUCUAUUUUAAACAUAGAUUUAUUUAACAUAAAAAUUAUAAUAGGGAUUUAAAACUUAAAUUUUGUUUAAAUAUAUCAGUUAUUUUUAAAGAUUGUAAUUCAAGACUAUUUAAACAGCCUUAUUGUGCUUCUUCAAAAUGUUGUGUAUAAAAAACAUUAAAAAAAAUAAAUGAAAUUUUGAUGUAAUGCUGGAAUUAUUAAUAAAAUUAGCAUUUGAGGACAACGAAUGACAAUUUAUGAGCAGUUUUGCACCUAUCAAAUGACCCAAUUUGGCAGCAGCAAUAAAAAGUUUUAAAUAUGAUUUCUUGAUACAUUAGUCAUGAUACAGUUUCUCUAUAGUUAUAGUUACAGAGAAAAUGUGAAAACUAUUGAUUAAAAAAAAAAAAAAGUUAUAAGCUGAAUUGUUUGAUCAAGUUUUAAUUCAAUUUAAUUAAUAUUUUAACAUAACUUUAGUAUGACUAUAUGGUUUAAUUAUAUUUAAAAAUCCCUAUUAUAAUUUUUUUUUAAUGCUAAGGUUAAAAGAGAUUACUUAUGCUUGCUUUGCCAGCUUUUAUCGUAGUUUUUGCAUUUUACUACAGAAAAAAUUUCGGAACUAUUUAAAAAUGGAUGGUGCAACACUAAUAAGCAGAUAAUAAUAAAUAAUUCAACUGGGAAGAAAUCAAAUUCUUUAAGUGCAUUUUAAGUUAAACAAAACUUAUAAAUAUGAAUCUCAUCGUAAGAAGUUUCAGACUGAUGCGUGACACUAAAAGUACAAUAAUGAAGUUAUUGUUAAACUUGUCUUUUUAAGUAUCUCUUGUAGUGGCUUAAAUAUAAGUUAUAAAGGAGCAAUUAGAUUUUUUAAUAUUUACCAAAUUUGUACUUCUAAAUUCAACUGUCUGUGAGAAGUUCUUUUUUCAUAUUAAGUCACUAUCGACACUCCACCUUGUUGUAAAUAUAUUGUAUUUCGAUUUUGUUUAUAUAUGAAAAACGGUGUUCAGACAUUGUACGAAAUUUCAUGACCAAUGUGUUUUGUAUGUUGUGAAAAUAAAUUUGUACAAAUCAA
This is a messenger RNA of Argiope bruennichi, 7262 nucleotides long. RefSeq names its product protein ENL-like. The transcript has 6 exons. NCBI's taxonomy places the organism in Eukaryota, Metazoa, Arthropoda, Arachnida, Araneae, Araneidae. Gene Ontology annotation, cellular component: super elongation complex. Gene Ontology annotation, biological process: regulation of DNA-templated transcription. The record is from RefSeq and is a predicted model, not a curated record. Bases 327 to 2939 code for a protein of 870 amino acids.